AUGCCUUUUUCUGCAAGCUGGAUCACUUCCCUCUCUUGUUCUUCCCCUGGGAAACAAGUCCCAGGUGGUACGUUGACUCAAUGGCUCGAAUUUGUCUUCCUCUCUCCAUGUCCUCAGAGAGCUCUCAUGGCCGCCAUUGAUGUUUUACUCAUCUUCGUACUCUUCGUGCUUGCCGUCAAGAAGCUCUGUUCCAGGUUCGCCUCUAAUGGCAGAGAGUCAGCUUCUGAACUUGGCAAGCCCCUUAUCAGACAUAACAGAGAUUUCAUCAGAACAACAACGUGGUUUAAGCUAACUCUAAUUGUGACGGUUGUUUUGACUAUAUCCUACGUUGUUGCGUGUGUUCUGGGAUUUGUCAGAAACAACCAAGUCGAUGGAUUGUUUUGGUUAGUUCAAGCCGUGACUCAUGCGAUUGUUGCAAUCUUAAUCAUUCAUGAAAAGAGAUUCCAAGCUGUUUCUCAUCCUAUUCCACUUCGAAUCUUUUGGAUUGUGAACUUCGUAGUCACUUGUUUGUUCGUAAUUUCUGGGGUUGUUCGUUUGGUCUCUGUGGAAGAAACUGAAGCAGGCUAUGACUUUAGGAAUGAUGAUACUGUCUGUUUCAUCUCCUUCCCUCUUUCUCUUUUUCUCUCUCUUGUUGCCAUUAAAGGAUCUACUGGGAUCAGUUUCACACCCGAAACUGAAUCGCUAAUUGAUGGGGAAACUCAUAUCAAAUCGAACGUGACUGGUUUUGCCUCAGCUUCGUUGGCAUCCAAAGCCUUCUGGCUAUGGAUAAAUCCAUUGUUGAGUAAAGGUUACAAGUCGCCUUUGAAGAUUGAUGAAGUCCCAUCACUUUCUCCAGACCAUAGAGCCGAAAGAAUGUCAGUUUUGUUCGAACAGAAAUGGCCUAAGCCACAAGAAAGAUCGAAGCAUCCUGUUCUAAUCACACUUCUUCGAUGCUUCUGGAAGGAAGUGGCAUUCACUGCUUUCCUUGCUAUUGUUCGACUCAGUGUUAUGUUCGUAGGUCCAGUUCUUAUCCAAAGCUUUGUUGAUUUCACAGCGGGUAAGAGAAGCUCUGUUUAUGAAGGGUACUACUUGGUGUUAAUCCUUUUGGUUGCAAAAUUCAUAGAAGUUUUAGCCACUCAUCAUUUCAACUUCAACUCUCAGAAGCUAGGAAUGCUUAUCCGAUGUUCUCUUAUUACAUCAUUGUACAAGAAAGGGUUAAGGUUGUCUUGUUCGGCAAGACAAGACCAUGGUAUUGGAACUAUUGUGAAUUAUAUGGCUGUGGAUGCACAACAACUUUCUGAUAUGAUGUUGCAGCUUCAUGCUGUGUGGAUGAUGCCAUUUCAAGUUGGAAUUGCCUUAUUUCUGCUGUACAAAUACUUAGGUGCUGCAGUCGUCACAGCCUUACUUGGAAUUUUGUGUGUUCUUGUGUUUGUGGUAUUUGGAACUCGAAGAAACAACCGUUUCCAGUUCAACGUGAUGAAGAAUCGCGAUUCGCGAAUGAAAGCUGUUAAUGAGAUGCUAAAUUACAUGAGAGUGAUCAAGUUCCAAGCAUGGGAAGAGCAUUUCAAUAAGAGGAUUAUGGGUUUUCGUGAAUCAGAAUUCAGCUGGCUUUCUAAGUUUAUGUAUUCAAUUUCUGGGAAUAUUAUUGUGAUGUGGAGCACACCGUUGUUGAUCUCAACUCUAACAUUUGGGACAGCAAUUUUGCUCAGAGUUCGACUUGAUGCUGGCACGGUUUUCACCACAACAACAAUCUUUAAAAUAUUGCAGGAACCUAUUAGGACGUUCCCACAAUCAAUGAUCUCUCUUUCACAAGCCAUGAUAUCACUUGGGAGGUUGGAUAGGUAUAUGAUGAGCAAGGAAUUAUCAGACAAUUCAGUUGAGAGACAGGAAGGCUGCGAUGGACAAACUGCGGUAGAGGUGAAAGAUGGCAUCUUUAGCUGGGAUGAUGAUGAUAGUAAAACGGAUUAUGAUUUGAAGAACAUUAAUUUGAACAUCAGAAAAGGCGAUCUCACCGCCAUUGUUGGCACCGUCGGCUCAGGAAAAUCUUCUCUCCUAGCAUCAAUUCUUGGGGAGAUGCACAAGGUUUCUGGCAAGGUUCGAGUUUGUGGGAGUACAGCGUAUGUAGCUCAAACAUCAUGGAUUCAAAAUGGGACGAUUCAGGACAACAUCCUGUAUGGAUUACCAAUGGACAGACAGAAGUACAAUGAAGUUGUGAGGGUUUGUUGUUUGGACAAGGACUUGGAAAUGAUGGAAGAUGGGGAUCAGACAGAGAUUGGAGAGCGUGGCAUCAACCUUAGUGGGGGACAGAAGCAGAGAAUACAGCUUGCUAGGGCUGUAUAUCAAGACUGUGAUAUCUAUCUUCUCGAUGAUGUCUUUAGCGCUGUCGAUGCUCAUACUGGCUCUGCAAUAUUCAAGGAAUGUGUUAGGGGAGCUCUAAAAGCCAAGACUAUUAUUCUUGUGACACACCAAGUAGACUUCCUGCAUAAUGUUGAUCUUAUAAUGGUGAUGAGAGAUGGAAUGAUAGUCGAAUCGGGCAAGUAUAAUGAUCUGUUAAAUUCUGGACUGGAUUUUGGAGAUUUGGUUGCAGCACAUGAGACUUCAAUGGAACUUGUAGAGCAAGGUAAAGAGUUGCCUGGUGAAAAUUCCCCAAGACCAGCCAAAUCUCCCAGAUCUCCAAAGCCAGCUUCUACUUUCAGAGAGACCAAUGGUGAAAGCAAUUCUCUUGACCAGCCCAAGACUGGCAAGGAAAAUUCUAAACUCAUCAAAGAUGAAGAGAGGGAAACUGGCAAAGUGAGCCUGCAUAUUUAUAAACUGUAUUGUACUGAGGCUUAUGGAUGGUGGGGCAUUACAGGAGUAAUUCUAAUUUCUUUGAUAUGGCAAGCAUCUUUAAUGGCUGGUGAUUAUUGGCUGGCAUAUGAAACCUCCGAAGAGCAAGCUCGAGUCUUUAACCCGUCUCUUUUUAUCUCCAUCUAUGCCAUUAUUGCGGCAGUUUCAGUUGUUUUGGUGAUAUUUAGAUCCUUCUCUGUCACCAUCUUGGGGCUUAAGACAGCACAAAUUUUCUUCUCUCAGAUUCUUGAUAGCAUCCUUCAUGCACCCAUGUCUUUCUUUGAUACCACGCCUUCUGGAAGAAUCUUAAGUCGGGCAUCCACUGAUCAGACUAAUGUUGAUGUGUUUCUCCCAUUCUUUUUGGGUAUUGUGAUUUCCAUGUACAUCACAGUACUUGGCAUCUUCAUUGUGACAUGUCAGAAUUCUUGGCCAACAGUUUUCUUGCUGAUUCCUCUGAUUUGGUUGAACAUAUGGUAUCGGGGUUAUUUCCUUUCUUCAUCUCGUGAAUUAACUCGGCUGGAUUCAAUAACAAAAGCACCUGUGAUUCAUCAUUUCUCAGAAAGCAUUUCUGGGGUCAUGACAAUUCGUGCAUUCAGAAAGCAGAGGAGUUUUUGUGAAGAAAAUGUUAAACGAGUGAAUGAAAAUCUGCGGAUGGAUUUCCACAACAAUGGUUCCAAUGAGUGGUUGGGUUUUCGCUUAGAAUUGCUCGGAAGCUUGGUCUUUUGUAUUUCCACUAUGUUCAUGAUUAUAUUACCCAGCAAUAUCAUAAAACCAGAAAACGUUGGCUUAUCCCUCUCUUAUGGGUUGUCUCUGAAUGCUGUGUUGUUCUGGGCCAUAUAUAUGAGUUGCUUCAUUGAGAACAAAAUGGUAUCUGUGGAGAGGAUUAAGCAGUUCACAAGAAUUCCAUCUGAAGCAGCAUGGCGAAUUAAAGAUCGCCUGCCUCCUCCGAAUUGGCCUGCCCAUGGCAAUGUUAACAUCAAAGAUUUGCAGGUUAGGUACCGUGCCAAUACUCCUUUGGUUCUUAAAGGCCUCAACUUGAGCAUUAGUGGGGGAGAGAAGAUUGGCGUUGUUGGAAGAACAGGAAGUGGAAAAUCUACUUUAAUCCAAGUUUUCUUCAGGCUAGUAGAACCUUCAGGAGGCCGAAUAAUCAUCGACGACAUCGACAUAACCGCAUUAGGCCUCCACGAUCUCAGGUCUCGUUUCGGAAUCAUCCCCCAGGAGCCUGUUCUUUUUGAGGGCACAGUUAGGAGCAACAUUGAUCCAACGGGUCAAUAUUCAGAUGAGGACAUAUGGAAGAGCUUGGAACGCUGUCAACUAAAAGAUGCCGUGGCUUCCAAGCCAGAGAAACUGGACUCUUUAGUGGUUGAUAAUGGGGAGAAUUGGAGUGUGGGGCAGAGGCAGUUACUGUGUUUGGGGAGAGUGAUGCUGAAGAGAAGCCGGCUAUUGUUCUUGGAUGAAGCAACGGCUUCUGUGGAUUCACAAACUGAUGCUGUGAUUCAGAAGAUCAUCAGAGAGGACUUUGGCUGCACCAUCAUUAGCAUUGCUCACAGAAUUCCAACUGUCAUGGACUGUGAUAGGGUUCUCGUCAUAGAUGCAGGGCGAGCGAAAGAAUUUGAUAAACCUUCCAAGUUGCUUCAGAGGCCAUCAUUAUUUGGGGCAUUGGUUCAAGAAUAUGCCAAUCGCUCCUCAGAGCUCUGAAUCAUUGUUCAAGCUUUUCAUAAGGGAAAUGAAACCUCCUGCUAAAGAAGAGGCCUUUUGAUUGAUCCUGUGAAUUGAAGAGUUGUAGGUAGUGACAUUACAAGCAACUAAAAAAUUAGCUAAUUUUGAAGUGGAAUUCUAAUUGCAUAUGGAUUAUCUAAUGCCAUUUUCAGAUGUUUUUAAUUAUAGCUUCAAGUGUUAAAACUGACGUCUUUGAUAAAUAAAAAUUGAAAUAUACCUUUGGCAUC
Neltuma alba is the source of this 4751-nucleotide messenger RNA. Its product is annotated as ABC transporter C family member 14-like. Gene Ontology annotation, cellular component: membrane. The record is from RefSeq and is a predicted model, not a curated record. Lineage: Eukaryota; Viridiplantae; Streptophyta; Magnoliopsida; Fabales; Fabaceae. Gene Ontology annotation, molecular function: ATP binding; ATP hydrolysis activity; ABC-type transporter activity. Gene Ontology annotation, biological process: transmembrane transport.